AUGGGGAAUCUGCUCUACUGUUUCAAGCGGUACAACCCCGGACAAAAACUCAACCUCAACUUCAUUGCCGAUCCUCCCCGUCUUCCUGAAGGCAUAACUGAAGAGAUGAUCGAGGACUACGAGGGGGAGGAUGCCCCAGAAGAGACUCCUACCGAGGAGGCCACUGCCGAUGCCGAGGAGGCCACUACUUGA
Prunus armeniaca (apricot) is the source of this 192-nucleotide messenger RNA. NCBI's taxonomy places the organism in Eukaryota, Viridiplantae, Streptophyta, Magnoliopsida, Rosales, Rosaceae. The record is from the annotation of a GenBank genome assembly.